This is a messenger RNA of Canis lupus familiaris (dog), 1685 nucleotides long. It is a transcript of the gene AMN1, whose product is annotated as antagonist of mitotic exit network 1 homolog. Gene Ontology annotation, molecular function: protein binding. Gene Ontology annotation, cellular component: SCF ubiquitin ligase complex. Gene Ontology annotation, biological process: SCF-dependent proteasomal ubiquitin-dependent protein catabolic process. NCBI's taxonomy places the organism in Eukaryota, Metazoa, Chordata, Mammalia, Carnivora, Canidae. The transcript is spliced from 8 exons. The record is from RefSeq and is a predicted model, not a curated record. The coding region runs from base 477 to 1229 and encodes 250 amino acids.
CGUCGCGCCGGGGGCCGGAGUUGACGGACGGUCUCUGGCUGCUCCGGGGCGGCCGGGGGACCGCGGAAGAGGCUUCCCGGGGCGGCCGCGAUGCCUAGCUCGCGGCGGGUCAGUCAGCUCCUGGAUCUGAUACAGGUGUUACAUGGAUGAGAAGAUUGAUGGUAUUUGGAAGACUUACAAAAAGACAACAUGAGGAGCUCCACAUUUGCUCCCUCGUUAAGUAAGAAUAAAAGUUGAAAAUUAUAAAAGACAACAAACUGCUUAAAGUCUCUGGAAAUCUUCCUAAGGGCAUACAGCAAAUGAAAAAACAUUCAUUCAAUAUAAUCCUUUAAAAGUCAAUAAGAAAAAUAAAAUAAAACUCAAUAAGAACAACGAGAGUCUACGCCACUCCAGAUGUAUAUGGCUAAGGUGAUGGGGCUACCUCUCCCCGCCCAGCUCCUAGUCAAGGACUUCAGUAUUUUCCUGAGAAGAACAGAAUGCCAGCAUUUCUUGUCACAUUCCUCCCCCUGAUACUUGUUCACAGGCUAAAUUAUGGAUGCCUGUGGUGCUUCAUGAAGAAUAUUUCCAGAUAUAUCACAGACAUUAAGCCUUUGCCUCCCAACAUAAAAGAUAGACUGAUUAAAAUAAUGAGUACCCAGGGGCAGAUAACAGAUUCAAAUAUAAGUGAGAUUUUACAUCCUGAAGUCCAAACACUAGAUCUAAGAAGCUGUGACAUUUCAGAUACUGCUCUCCUACACCUGUGCAACUGCAGAAAAUUAAAGAAAUUAAAUAUAAGUUCCUCAAAAGAAAACAGAAUUUCCAUAACUUCAAAAGGAAUAAAAGCUGUGGCUUCCUCUUGUUCAUACCUCCAUGAAGCUUCUUUGAAAAGAUGCUGCAAUCUUACUGACGAAGGAGUCCUUGCUCUUGCACUCAACUGUCGGCUGUUAAAGAUCAUUGAUUUAGGUGGCUGUUUAGGAAUUACUGAUGUGUCCUUACACGCAUUGGGAGAAAACUGCCCAUUUUUGCAGUGUGUUGAUUUUUCAGCUACUCAGGUAUCUGAUGAUGGUGUGGUUGCUCUUGUUAAUGGACCUUGUGCCAAGAAAUUAGAGGAGAUUCAUAUGGGACAUUGUGUGAAUCUGACUGAUGAGGCUGUAGAAGCUGUCCUUACUUGCUGUCCUCAGAUACGUAUAUUACUCUUCCAUGGAUGCCCCCUAAUAACAGGGUGGUCUCAGCCAAGAACUCAAAGAUAGAAGGGAAAUUAUUUUUCUUCUCCUACAGUUUCUACAUUGUUCUGGCAAGGGAUCACCAAAUCCUUAGAGAACCCAACCCACAGUUUCUCUUUGGAGCAUUGAUUAUUCCUACUACUGAAACUCAGUCCUAACUACUCAGCAUUUUCUCAGGAAAAGGGUGCCUGACAAGACUUUGAGUAAUGUAAUACUGCCACCUAGCAGUAUUACAUUACAGAAUUUUAAAAUUACAUAAAAAUAUACUGUAUGGAAAAAUAUAUAUAUACUGUAUGGUUUAUUGGAGGGAAAAAUAUCAUCCAAUUCAUGUGCAAUAAUAGAUUUCUACAGAAGGAUGACACAAGUAAAGUUGGAAACAAAUAUGUAUUUGUAAUGUUUGAUAACAUGUUCAUAAUUAGUAAAAAUGUCAAAAUAAUCCUAAAAACACCAAUUAAAAUGAAAUUGGGGGCAGCCCGGGUGGCU